CAUGACGGACUCGGGGAGGAGGCCACCAACUACCAAACCCAUCGCACACGUCCUGCUCCCCUCCCCUUCUCGUCGCGUCGGCAUUGCAUUGCACGCCUCGCCCGGCGCCUGCUCCCUUGCAUUUUCCAUUGACCUCCCCCCCGCCCCCUCUCGUCCGUCUCCUCCUCCCCAAAGCUUCGAAUUUUCCCGAGCCGGAGCCACACCUUCUUUCUCCCCGCGUCCCACGAUUCGCCGUCGGAAAGAGGCAAGGCAACGGAAACCGAGCCGUCCUGCGUGAGCUGGGGCGGGGUCCCCCGUCUGGGUGCCUUCCGUGCCACUCUCCUGCAACGCGGGGCGCAUUGUCUUGCUGCCCCCUUGAGAAGGGAAGAUUCCCGCCAUCUAUUAAUCCUCCUCUCGUAUGCCGUUUUCUGCCUGGGGAGGACACAAACGCAGCGCCGCGGGAAAGCCGGGCGCCGCAUGGAUCGAGGCAUCCGGUGUUCCUGUCUCAAGACCCAGUUUUGGCGUCUUGGCGUAGCGGGACGGAGGAGGACGACGGGGUUUCGGAGCGCAGGGUCGCGGCGGCACGCCGGGAUCUCCGAGGCGCCGCGCUGUUGAGUGUUGACGCCUUCUCGUUCCUGGGAGGAGGUGAUUUCUCUGCUGAGGGCCUGGGGAGUCUCUUGGUUCAGUCCCUCUCCCUCUGCAGUUUAUUUGCUUUUUUUAGGUAGGUGGAGUGUGGAGUUGUUGGGUGGGAGAGGGCCUGGAAUUUAUUUCGAGCUGCUUCUUUGGAGACCAUUGUUUCUCGAAUCUGAGUUCCUCUUCUUCGGAGGGAGUUGUCAAUUGCGUUCUGAUUGAUUUGGACAAGAUCGGAAGGAACUGGCACUCUCGGUGGGCGUACAAAAACUCUGAGCUUGUGGCCUUAUCGACUUCUUGGGGGCAUCUGGGAGUAGCUUCAGCGAUUCACUUGAGUCUGGAGGAAUGGCGCCGACCAAGAGGAUGGAGAAGCUCAAGCUCAGCACAUUGUUGACUUUCAUGCGUUGCCACAGGGGCUCUAGUGAUGACCACUCACGGAUUGGGACAGUGGGGUUCUCCCGAGUCGUUUACGUCAACGAGCCUGAUAUGCUUGAAGAGGAGGGAUUCAACUACCCCUUGAAUGAAGUGUCGACGACAAAGUACACUCUGGCCACCUUCCUUCCCAAGUCCCUCUUCGAGCAGUUCAGGAGGGUGGCCAAUUUCUACUUCCUUGUCUCUGGUAUCCUUGCCUUGACUCCACUUGCACCUUACACGGCAGUGAGCGCGCUUGCACCGCUCUGUGUCGUGAUUGUAGCCACCAUGGCAAAAGAAGGGGUUGAGGACUGGCGGAGGAAACAACAGGAUCAUGAGCUCAAUAAUCGGAUAGUCAAAGUGCAUAGGGGAAGUGGCCAUUUUGAAGAGACAAAAUGGAAGAAUAUCAAAGUUGGAGAUGUAAUAAAACUGGAGAAGGAUAAUUUCUUUCCCGCUGAUAUGAUUCUGCUUUCAUCUAGCUAUCCGGAUGGAAUAUGUUAUGUAGAGACCAUGAACCUUGAUGGUGAAACAAAUUUGAAAAUUAAACAAGCUCUCGAGGUGACAUUGGAUUUACAGGAGGACACAAAGUUCAGAGAAGUCAGACAAACAAUAAAAUGUGAAGACCCAAAUGCGAACCUCUACUCCUUUGUCGGUUCAAUGGAAUGGAGAGGCCAGCAGUAUCCCCUGUCACCCCUACAGCUUCUUCUCCGGGACUCAAAACUACGGAACACAGACUACAUAUAUGGGGCUGUCAUCUUCACAGGUCAUGAUACAAAAGUGAUGCAAAAUGCAACAGAUCCACCAUCUAAAAGAAGUAAGAUUGAGAAGAAAAUGGAUCAAAUUAUUUACGUUCUGAUGUCUUCUCUACUCAUGAUUGCAUUACUUGGUUCCAUCUUCUUUGGGAUCUGGACCAAAGAGGACGUAAGAGAUGGUGGGCUCAAACGGUGGUAUCUUCGGCCAGAUGCUACUACUAUAUUCUAUGAUCCAAAGAGAGCAGCUCUGGCAUCUUUCUUUCAUUUGUUGACGGCCUUGAUGCUGUACAGCUACUUCAUACCCAUUUCUUUGUAUAUAUCCAUUGAGAUAGUCAAGAUCUUGCAAGCUCUAUUUAUCAACCAGGAUAUUGAAAUGUAUCAUGAAGAAUCAGAUAAGCCAACUCAUGCUCGUACUUCGAAUCUAAAUGAAGAACUAGGUAUGGUUGAUACAAUUCUAUCCGAUAAGACUGGAACAUUAACAUGCAACAUGAUGGAGUUCAUCAAGUGUUCAAUUGCUGGCACAGCCUAUGGUAAGGGCGUCACUGAAGUUGAGAGAGCUAUGGCUAUGAGGAAAGGUGACAGUUUAGAUGAUGACAUUGAAAAUGGAGACUACAAAGACAAAAAAAAUCACAACAGUCCCAAUGUUAAAGGGUUCAAUUUCAAGGAUCCACGAAUAAUGGAUGGGAAUUGGAUUCAUGAGCCUAACAAAGAUAUGAUAAGAGAUUUUUUCCGGCUCCUAGCCAUCUGCCACACAUGCAUUGCUGAAAUAGACGAAAAUGAGAAGGUUUCAUACGAAGCUGAGUCCCCUGAUGAAGCUGCAUUUGUUAUUGCGGCAAGAGAACUAGGGUUUGAGUUUUACAAGAGGUCACUGGCAACUAUAAUUAUUCGUGAGCAGGAUCCAAGUUGGAAUGUUGUUGAGAAAAGGUACAGAAAGUAUGAACUCUUAAAUAUAUUGGAGUUCAGUAGCUCAAGGAGACGGAUGUCCGUGAUAGUCAAAGAACCAGAGGGAAGGAUAUUACUUCUCAGCAAGGGUGCUGAUAGUGUGAUGUUCAAAAGGCUUGCACCAAAUGGAAGAAAAUAUGAAGAAGAAACAAGAAGACACAUAAAUGAGUAUUCUGACUCUGGUCUAAGAACCUUGGUUCUAGCAUACCGUGUCUUAGAUGAGAAAGAGUACAAGGAAUUCAAUGAAAAACUGAACACUGCCAAAGCAUCUGUAAGUGCUGAUAGAGAUGUAAAAAUUGAGCAGGCUGCUGAUAGCAUUGAACAGGACUUGAUUCUUCUUGGUGCUACUGCAGUUGAAGAUAAGCUCCAGCAAGGGGUGCCUGAAUGCAUAGACAAGCUUGCGCAAGCCGGAAUUAAGAUAUGGGUCCUGACUGGCGACAAGAUGGAGACAGCUAUCAAUAUUGGGUUUGCAUGUAGCCUGCUUAGGCAAGACAUGACACAGAUAAUUGUCACACUGGAACAACCUGACAUCAUCGCGUUGGAGAAAGAUGGUGACAAAUAUAAAAUUUUUAAGGCAUCAAAGAAAAAGGUUAUGAGUCAGAUAGAGGAUGGAAUCAAACAAAUUCCACCUUCAACUAAAAUUAGCACUGCAUCAUUUGCACUAAUCAUUGAUGGUAAAUCAAUACCUUAUGCUUUGGAAGAUGAUGUCAAGUUUAAGUUCUUGGAUCUUGCUAUCAACUGUGCAUCAGUGAUAUGUUGCCGAUCUUCACCAAAACAGAAGGCACUGGUCACAAGAUUUGUUAAGCAAGUAACACAUAAAGUGACUUUAGCAAUAGGUGAUGGGGCAAAUGAUGUUGGCAUGCUUCAAGAAGCUGACAUAGGGGUUGGCAUCAGUGGUGCUGAAGGAAUGCAGGCUGUCAUGGCUAGUGAUGUUGCUGUUGCCCAAUUCCGCUUUUUGGAACGGCUACUUCUGGUGCAUGGACAUUGGUGUUACCGGCGUAUUUCAGUGAUGAUAUGCUAUUUCUUCUACAAGAAUGUUACUUUUGGUGUCACUCUCUUUCUCUACGAAGCAUUUGCAUCUUUCUCUGGGAAGCCAGCUUAUAAUGAUUGGUUCUUGUCACUCUAUAAUGUCUUCUUCACCUCCCUUCCUGUCAUUGCUUUGGGAGUCUUUGACCAGGAUGUGUCUGCCAGGCUAUGCAUACAGUAUCCACAGCUAUACCAAGAAGGAGUGCAGAAUAUAUUAUUCAGUUGGUGUCGGAUACUUGGCUGGAUGCUUAACGGUGUUAUGAAUGCUGUCUUAAUAUUUUUCUUCUGCAUCACAACCUUUGAGGACCAGGUGUUCCGCCGGGAUGGUCAAGUUGCAGGCUUGGAUGCUCUAGGCGUCGCCAUGUACACUUGUAUUGUAUGGGUUGUCAACUGUCAAAUGGCGCUCUCUGUGAACUACUUCACCAUAAUCCAGCACAUAUUCAUAUGGGGCAGCAUUGCAGUAUGGUACCUCUUCCUCAUAGUUUAUGGUUCCAUGAACCCGAGGUUCUCAACUACAGCCUACAUGGUCUUCAUCGAACAGCUGGCCCCAGCCCUCUCAUUUUGGUUGGUGACACUUUUUGUUGUGCUGGCAACACUUGUCCCCUACUUCACGUAUGCCGCGAUCCAGAUCCGGUUUUUCCCAAUGUUCCACAACAAGAUUCAGUGGAAGCGGUACUUGGGGAAGGCUGAAGACCCAGAAGUGGCAAGGCAGUUGUCAUCACGACACCGGACGUCGUCGCAGCAGAGGAUGGUCGGUAUCUCUGCUCGUCGGGACGGCAAGGCUAUGCAAAUAACAAGGGAGACAGAGAUAGAAGUUCAGGAGUAGCAUUGUCAGUAGAUUUUGCGUUUUGUACAGCUUAUAGGAUAUUGUCUCCGGCAGGAUGACAGCUGAACUGAUUGGAAACCGGAAUGUUUCUGGAUUGCUGCUUCUAUGAUGGCUGUCAUGGAAGCUGAUGGUAGAGCAAGACUACAAAUUGCUUAGAUAGGUCACAACUCACAAGGAGGCCAAGAGAUCCUGUUGUAAAGUUCAAUUUUAGCAGUUCAAGGCUGUGUUUCCCCCCCCCCCCCCCCCCCCCUGCUUCUCUUACAUCAUAGAUGCUUGUAACCAGAUUGGUAGAAUUUCGUUGUUUUUAUUCCUCUUUACCCCCCUUGCCUGCCCCCUCUCAACUGUAUUUUAAACAAUAAUGUAAGGCAUCUUGUUUGAGUGGCUUUCAUGCUUUAUUUUGGAAAGAAUCAUAAUUGAGUGAUAUAGAAUGUAAGAUUGGCCUCUAA
Molecule: messenger RNA, 5012 nt
Organism: Zea mays
Lineage: Eukaryota; Viridiplantae; Streptophyta; Magnoliopsida; Poales; Poaceae
Product: putative phospholipid-transporting ATPase 9
Exons: 11
Coding region: 955-4566 (1203 amino acids)
Biological process (GO): phospholipid translocation
Cellular component (GO): plasma membrane
Molecular function (GO): ATP binding; magnesium ion binding; ATPase-coupled intramembrane lipid carrier activity
Source: RefSeq, a predicted model, not a curated record